UAUCAAUAAGUAAAAUGAGGUCCAGAACUUUCUUCAUCUUAGGUUCUCUCUUGGCUGCUCUGCUUGUCAUAUCUUCAGCGUUAGAGAUACACGAGGAUGGAAACAAAGUGGACACGAAUCAAGGCGACGGGAAUCAUGAAACUAAAGCAUAUUGCAAAAAGAAAUGUUGUCGAUAUGGUCGGUGCUGGUCGUGUUGCGCUGGAUCUGAAGCCAUCCCAUUAGCUGAGAGUGAAGCAACGGAAACUACAAAGGGUGAUGCCAACACGCAAGACUCCAAUCACCAUGGAGGAGGAAAAGGCGGCGGAGGCGGUGGUCAUGGUGGCCACGGGGGAGGAUCAGGCAAAGGAGGUGGUGGGCACGGCGGCGGCGGUGGUGGUGGAGGAUAUGAUGCUAGUGGAUCCGGUGAUGGGAGCCAAGGAGGUGGCGGGGUUGGAAAAGGAGGCGGUGGCCGUUCUGGCGGUGGCCACGGAGGAGGAAAAGGAGGUGGUGGCGGUUCUGGCAGUGAUGGCCAAGGAGGAAAAGGAGGCGGCGGAGGUGGUUCUGGUGGCGGUGGACAUGGUGGUAGCCAAGGUGGAGGAAAAGGAGGUGGGGGUGGGGGUGGAUCUGGAGGAGGUAAAGGAGGCGGGGGCAGUGGUCACGGUGGAGGAAAAGGUGGUGGUGGUUCUGCUGGAGGAGGUAAAGGGGGUGGGGGCAGUGGUCAUGGAGGAGGAAAAGGUGGUGGUGGUGGUUCUGGUGGAGGAGGUAAAGGAGGCGGGGGCAGUGGUCAUGGUGGAGGAAAAGGUGGUGGUGGUUCUGGUGGAGGAGGUAAAGGAGGCGGGGGCAGUGGUCAUGGAGGAGGAAAAGGAGGUGGUGGCGGUGGCGGCGGAGGUGGUGGCAAUUAG
Humulus lupulus (European hop) is the source of this 881-nucleotide messenger RNA. Its product is annotated as glycine-rich protein DOT1-like. The record is from RefSeq and is a predicted model, not a curated record. Bases 15 to 881 code for a protein of 288 amino acids. The transcript is spliced from 3 exons. NCBI's taxonomy places the organism in Eukaryota, Viridiplantae, Streptophyta, Magnoliopsida, Rosales, Cannabaceae.